AUGGCCAAAGCUCUAUUAGUUAUCGAUAUUCAAAAUGAUUUCCUGCCACCGAAUGGAUCACUAGCUGUUGCCUCAGGUGAUGAAAUCGUCGAACCAGUCAUUAAGCUCAUGAAUGAUCCCAAACAAGAAUGGCACCGGAUCGUCCUCACCAGGGACUGGCACCCCCCUGAUCACAUUUCUUUCGCGAAAUCUCAUGGUAAGCCGGAAUUCUCAAAGAUCGAAUACCAUUCACCCAUACCAGGUGACAGCUCGGUCCAGGAAGGUGUCUUAUGGCCCGUUCACUGCGUUCAAGGUACCCCGGGCAGUCAGUUGGCAGCCCCCCUCAUUGAAGAGCAGAAAAAGCUGGGUUGCCGUGUUGUUGACAAAGGUUAUCUUCAUGACAGAGAGUAUUACUCUGCAUUCAACGAUAUUUGGGACUACCACAGAACAGAGUUGAAUAAUUACUUAAAAUCCCACCACAUUACAGAUGUCUACGUUGUCGGUCUUGCACUGGACUAUUGCGUUAAGAAUACGGCCAUAUCUGCCUCUAAGCUGGGUUACAAGACCUACAUCAUCAAAGACUAUACGAGAGCUAUCAAUACUGACAGUGAGUCAGAGCGCAAAUUGGAAGCAGAAUUGAAGAAGUACAACGUCAAGCUUAUCUAG
Molecule: messenger RNA, 645 nt
Organism: Zygotorulaspora mrakii
Lineage: Eukaryota; Fungi; Ascomycota; Saccharomycetes; Saccharomycetales; Saccharomycetaceae
Gene: PNC1
Product: nicotinamidase
Exons: 1
Coding region: 1-645 (214 amino acids)
Source: RefSeq, a predicted model, not a curated record